Molecule: messenger RNA, 522 nt
Organism: Macrobrachium nipponense
Lineage: Eukaryota; Metazoa; Arthropoda; Malacostraca; Decapoda; Palaemonidae
Exons: 3
Coding region: 1-522 (173 amino acids)
Biological process (GO): DNA integration
Molecular function (GO): nucleic acid binding
Source: RefSeq, a predicted model, not a curated record
AUGUCUGCUCUUGUAACACCUGCCAAAUUGGGGGUUUUGCAAACUGAUUGUGGUACAAAUUUUACCAGCAGAAACUUUAAAAGGAAGAUUGAGGAGCUAGGAGUCAAACAUACAACCUCGACUCCCUAUCAUCCUGAAAGUCAGGGCCAGGUGGAGAGGUUCCACCAAACCUUGAAGAGUGUUUUGAAGAAAUUCUGUUUCGAGACUGGUAGCGAGUGGGACAAAGAAUUGCAGUAUGCAUUAUUUGCUACUAGAUCUAUUCAAAAUGAAACCAUUGGGCUCUCUCCUUUCAAACUAGUCUUUGGUCAUAAUGUGAGAGGUCCUCUUGAUGUGGUCAGGGAGCACUGGGAAGGGGAAACUCCGGAGAUCAAUCGUUUGGAUCCAGAUAAAGCUUCUUCCCUUGUUGACUUAAUAAAUCAAUAUAAAGACCUUUUUCAGGAUGCACCGGGAUUGACCACUAUUUUAGAACAUGAUGUAGACGUUGGGGACACCCAACCUAUAAAACAAUGCCCUUACAGGUGA